Molecule: messenger RNA, 7356 nt
Organism: Megalops cyprinoides (Indo-Pacific tarpon)
Lineage: Eukaryota; Metazoa; Chordata; Actinopteri; Elopiformes; Megalopidae
Product: voltage-dependent P/Q-type calcium channel subunit alpha-1A-like
Biological process (GO): chemical synaptic transmission; calcium ion import across plasma membrane
Cellular component (GO): membrane; neuronal cell body; voltage-gated calcium channel complex
Molecular function (GO): high voltage-gated calcium channel activity
Source: RefSeq, a predicted model, not a curated record
AUGGCGCGGUUUGGAGAUGAGGUACCGUCCAGGUAUGGCGGAGGACCUGGCCAAGGGGGCCCCGGCCGCGGCGGGAGCAGGCAGGGUGGCCCGCCGGGAGCCCAAAGGAUGUAUAAGCAGUCGAUGGCCCAGCGAGCCAGAACCAUGGCCCUGUACAACCCAAUACCAGUGCGGCAGAACUGCUUCACAGUCAACCGGUCCCUGUUCAUCUUCAGCGAGGAUAACUUCGUGAGAAAAUACGCCAAAAAGAUCACCGAAUGGCCUCCUUUUGAGUACAUGAUCCUGGCCACCAUCAUCGCCAACUGCAUCGUCCUGGCCCUGGAGCAGCACCUGCCCGACGGGGACAAGACGCCCAUGUCAGAGCGACUGGAUGACACAGAGCCCUACUUCAUUGGCAUCUUCUGCUUCGAGUCGGGCAUCAAGAUCCUGGCGCUGGGCUUCGCCUUCCACAAGGGCUCCUACCUGCGCAACGGCUGGAACGUCAUGGACUUUGUGGUGGUGUUGACUGGCAUCUUAUCCACAGUGGGCUCGGACUUUGACCUCCGCACCUUGCGCGCUGUCCGAGUGUUGAGACCCCUCAAACUGGUGUCGGGAAUUCCCAGCCUGCAGGUGGUGCUGAAAUCCAUCAUGAAGGCCAUGAUCCCACUGCUGCAGAUCGGCCUGCUGCUCUUCUUCGCCAUCCUCAUGUUUGCAAUCAUUGGCCUAGAGUUCUACAUGGGCAAGUUCCACACCACCUGCUUCGACAUCGUCACCAUGGAGAUCCGGGAGGAGUUCCCGUGCGGGCAGGAAGCCCCGUCGCGGCUGUGCCCGAACGGGACGGUGUGUAAGGAGUACUGGCUCGGUCCGAAUUACGGCAUCACACAGUUCGACAACAUCCUGUUCGCCGUGCUCACCGUCUUCCAGUGCAUCACCAUGGAGGGCUGGACUGACCUUCUCUACUAUAGCAACGACGCCUCAGGGAGCGCAUGGAACUGGAUGUACUUCAUCCCCCUCAUCAUCAUCGGAUCUUUCUUCAUGCUGAACCUGGUGCUGGGCGUGUUGUCCGGGGAGUUUGCCAAAGAGAGGGAGCGCGUGGAGAACAGGAGCAAGUUCCUCAAGCUCAGACGGCAGCAGCAGAUCGAGAGGGAGCUCAACGGAUACCUGGAGUGGAUCUGCAAAGCAGAAGAAGUUAUCCUUGCGGACGAAGACAAUGACACAGACGAUCGGAUGCCCUUUGACGGAUCAAGGAGGAGACCCACCAUUAAGAAGAGCAAGACUGAUCUGCUGAACCCAGAGGAGGGGGAGGGAGACAUCGCUGUGGGCUCACCCUUCGCCCGGGCCAGCAUCAAGAGCGCCAAGCUGGAGGGCUCCUCCUUCCACAAGAAGGAGCGGCGGCUGCGUUUCUUCAUCCGCCACAUUGUGAAGACGCAGGCCUUCUACUGGACCGUCCUGUGCCUGGUGGGCCUCAACACGCUGUGUGUGGCCGUCGUGCACUACGACCAGCCCGAGUUGCUGUCCGACUUCCUCUAUUUUGCCGAGUUCAUCUUCCUGGGCAUCUUCAUGUUUGAGAUGUUGAUAAAGAUGUACGGACUGGGGACCCGGCCUUACUUUCACUCCUCCUUCAACUGCUUCGACUGCAUUGUCAUUGUGGGCAGUAUAUUCGAGGUGAUCUGGGCAGUUAUCCAGCCAGGAACCUCCUUUGGGAUCAGUGUCUUACGAGCUCUCAGGUUAUUGAGGAUCUUCAAAGUGACCAAGUACUGGGCGUCCCUGCGGAACCUGGUGGUGUCUCUGCUCAACUCCAUGAAGUCCAUCAUCAGCUUGCUCUUCCUCCUCUUCCUUUUCAUCGUGGUCUUUGCUCUGCUGGGAAUGCAGCUCUUUGGGGGCCAAUUUAAUUUUGAAGCAGGCACUCCCCCUACAAACUUUGAUACCUUUCCUGCAGCAAUAAUGACCGUUUUUCAGAUCCUGACCGGAGAGGACUGGAACAUGGUGAUGUACGACGGCAUCAAGUCUCAGGGCGGAGUGAACAAGGGCAUGGUCUUCUCCAUCUUCUUCAUCGUCCUGACACUCUUCGGGAACUACACCCUGCUCAAUGUGUUCUUGGCCAUCGCUGUGGACAAUCUGGCCAAUGCACAGGAGCUGACUAAGGAUGAGCAAGAGGAAGAGGAGGCCGCGAGUCAGAAGAUCGCCCUGCAGAAGGCCAAGGAGGUGGCGGAAGUCAGCCCCCUGUCUGCGGCCAACCUGUCCAUCGCAGCCAAGGAGCAGCAGAAGAACCACAAAGGCUCCAAGUCAGUCUGGGAGCAGCGGACCAGCGAGCUGCGGAAGCAGACCCUGAUGGCCAGCAGGGAGGCGCUCUACAAUGAGCUGGACCCAGAGGACCGCUGGAAGGUCUCCUACUCGCGCCACAUCCGGCCGGACAUGAAGACCCACCUGGACCGUCCGCUGGUGGUGGACCCGCAGGAGAACCGCAACAACAACACCAACAAGACCCGGCCGAGCGACGGCGCGGAGCAGGAGCAGCGGCUGAGCCAGCAGCGGGCCGAGGAGUUCCUGCGCAAGCAGGCGCGGUACCACGAGAGGGGGGGCGGGGGAGGGGGCGGGGGCGGGUCCGGCCGGCCCUACGAGAGGGCGGACUCCGCCGAGGCCCGGCGAGGGCGCAGGGAGCACGACCCCGGCCAGAACCACCAUUCCCACCCCCAUCUGGACCGUCCUGAAGACAGGAACCGGGACCCUCACCGGCGGCACCAGCACCGGCCGCCGGCGGGCCGGUCCAAAGACGGGCGCAGCAUGUCGCCGCGCGGGGAGGGGGGCCCCCCGGAGCACCGGCGGCCCCGGCAGCACCGCAGACCCCCCGAGGACGAGGACGGAGGAGGGGGCGGAGGAGGAGGGGGCGGGGGCCGGGGUGGCAGGCACAGGGGGCCAGGCGGGGAGGGGGGAAACAGGAGCAGGGGACCCGAUGGAGGGGACUGUGACCAUACGGACGGGGUGGACAGACGGCAGAGGCGCCAUCGCCAUGGUGCGCAGUCCACCUACGAGAACGACGGCAGGAGGGACAGGGACAGGGAGAGGGUCCGACAGCACCGGGUCAGGAAAGAGGGUCAGGGGAACGGCCCCAACCUGUCCACCACAAGGCCCAUCCAGCAGAGCCUGCCCCGCCAGGACAGCCAGUACAGUGAGGACAUGGACAACGUGAUGAACAGCAAGCUGGCCACGCAGCCCCCGGCCUCCCGCAACCACACACCCAACCCCCACGCCCACUCCAACCACAGCCCUUCCAACCUGCCCAGCCCCACCAACCACGCCAGCACCCCACCCUUACCCAACAGCACCAUACACAACACCGUCAACACCCCUCAGACCGGUGGAGGGGGCGACCCCGGGAAGACCCCUGAGAACAACCUGAUCCUCACCAACCCAGCCUCCACGCCUGGCAACCCAGCAAAGACCACCACCAAGAAACCCGACCACACAACCGUGGACAUACCUCCCAUGUUCCCCUCGAACAACGCCAUUCUGCAGGUGAAUAAGAACGCCAACACCGAGCCGCUGCCUAAGAAGGAUGAGGAGAAGAAGGAGGAGGAAGACGACGAUGAUAAAGGGGACGAGAACGGACCCAAACCCAUGCCCCCCUACAGCUCCAUGUUCAUCCUGUCCACCACCAACCCGUUUCGCAGGCUGUGCCAUUACAUCGUGACGCUGCGCUACUUCGAGAUGUGCAUCCUGCUCGUCAUCGCCAUGAGCAGCAUCGCCCUGGCAGCGGAAGACCCUGUCCAGCCCGACUCCCCCAGAAACAACGUCCUGCGGUACUUUGACUACGUCUUCACCGGAGUGUUCACGUUUGAGAUGCUGAUCAAGAUGGUGGACCUAGGACUGGUCUUACACCAGGGGUCCUAUUUCCGAGACCUGUGGAACAUCCUGGACUUUAUAGUGGUUAGUGGUGCUCUGGUGGCCUUUGCCUUCACGGGGAGCAGCAAGGGGAAAGACAUCAGCACCAUCAAGUCUCUGCGGGUGCUGAGGGUGUUGCGUCCACUGAAGACCAUCAAGCGUCUGCCGAAGCUCAAGGCUGUGUUUGACUGUGUGGUGAACUCUCUGAAGAACGUCCUCAACAUCCUGAUUGUCUACAUGCUCUUCAUGUUCAUCUUCGCUGUGGUGGCCGUGCAGCUGUUCAAGGGACGCUUCUUCUACUGCACUGACGAGUCCAAGGAGUUUGAGCGUGACUGCAGGGGCGAGUAUCUGGUGUACGAGCGUGACAAUGAGGUGAAGGCGCAGAAGCGGGAGUGGAAGAAGUACGAUUUCCACUACGACAACGUGCUUUGGGCCCUGCUCACCCUCUUCACGGUGUCUACUGGAGAGGGGUGGCCGCAGGUGCUGAAACAUUCAGUGGAUGCGACUUAUGAGGAUCAGGGCCCGAGCCCGGGGUCCCGGAUGGAGAUGUCCAUCUUCUACGUGGUGUACUUCGUGGUCUUCCCCUUCUUCUUCGUCAACAUCUUUGUGGCCCUCAUCAUCAUCACCUUCCAGGAACAGGGCGACAAAAUGAUGGAGGACUACAGUCUGGAAAAGAAUGAGAGAGCCUGUAUUGACUUCGCCAUCAACGCCAGACCUCUGACGCGCCAUAUGCCUCAGAACAAGCAGAGCUUCCAGUACCGCAUGUGGGAGUUCGUAGUGUCACCGCCAUUUGAGUACACCAUCAUGGCCAUGAUCGCGCUCAACACCAUCGUUCUCAUGAUGAAGUACAACGGAGCCUCGGAGACCUACGAGACUGUGUUGAAGAACUUGAACAUUGUGUUCACCUCUGUCUUCUCCAUGGAGUGUGUGCUGAAGAUCAUUGCGUUCGGAGUCCUGAACUAUUUCAAAGAUGCAUGGAAUAUUUUUGAUUGUGUGACAGUUCUUGGGAGCAUCACGGACAUUUUAGUGACAGAGCUGGGGAACAAUUUCAUAAACCUGAGUUUCCUGCGGCUCUUCAGGGCUGCUCGUCUCAUCAAGCUACUCAGGCAGGGCGAGACCAUCCGCAUCCUGCUCUGGACCUUCGUCCAGUCCUUCAAGGCACUGCCGUAUGUGUGCCUGCUCAUCGCCAUGCUGUUUUUCAUCUACGCCAUCAUCGGGAUGCAGCUCUUUGGGAACAUAGGAAUCGACGAGGAGGGAGAGAGUGCCAUCAACCAGCACAACAACUUCAGGACCUUCUUCCAGGCCCUCAUGCUGCUGUUCAGGAGUGCGACGGGGGAGGCCUGGCAUGACAUCAUGCUGUCGUGUCGGGGAGGGAAGGACUGUGACCCUCGCUCCGGCAACAAGGAGCCAGAGUGCGGCAGCGAGUUUGCCUACCUGUACUUCGUCUCCUUCAUCUUCCUCUGUUCUUUCCUGAUGCUAAACCUGUUCGUGGCUGUCAUCAUGGACAACUUUGAGUACCUUACGCGAGACUCCUCCAUACUUGGACCUCACCACCUAGACGAGUAUGUCCGAAUUUGGGCAGAGUACGAUCCUGCUGCCUGCGGGCGCAUUCAUUAUAAGGAUAUGUACAGUUUAUUGCGAGUAAUCGACCCCCCUCUGGGCUUAGGCAAGAAAUGCCCUCAUAGGGUGGCGUGCAAGAGACUGCUGCGGAUGGACUUGCCGGUCGCCGACGACAACACGGUUCAUUUUAACUCCACCCUCAUGGCCUUAAUCCGCACGGCACUGGACAUCAAGAUCGCCAAGGGGGGUGUGGACAAGCAUCAGAUGGACGCUGAGUUACGGAAGGAGAUGAUGGCGAUUUGGCCCAAUCUCUCUCAGAAGACCCUGGACCUGCUGGUCACUCCACACAAGUCGACAGACCUGACGGUUGGGAAGAUCUACGCCGCCAUGAUGAUCAUGGAAUAUUACCGGCAGAGCAAAGCCAAAAGGACGCAGGCUCUCCGGGAGGAGCAGAAUCGAACGCCAUUAAUGUUUCAGCGCCUGGAGCCCCCUUCCCCAACCCAGGACGGUGGGCAGGGAGUCAACAGCCUCCCGGAACCUCAGCCGGAGCCUGUCAGCACCCUGCCGGUGGAAGGGGGGAUGACAGAGAGCCAGUCGUGGGUGACAGCACGGGCGCAGGAGAUGUCCCAGAAAGCGGGGAGCUGGAGCCCCGAGAGAGCGCAUCCAGACGACCUGCAUGACAACCGGCACAACCCACAGACGGUAGAGAUGAGAGACAUGGGGCGGGACGGUUACUCGGACAGUGAGCACUAUCGCCCAAUGGAAGGGCACGGGAGGGCUGCUUCCAUGCCCCGACUUCCAGCAGACAACCAACGGAGAAAAGGAAGGCCCCGUGGGAAUAACCUCAGUACCAUCACGGACACCAGCCCCAUGAAGCGCUCCGCCUCGUCCCUGGGUCACAGCCGCCCCGGGAAGGGUUCCAGGGUGGACGACUAUGCCCUGGAGAGGGUGAUCCCCGAGGAGGGCCAGCGGCAUGGGCACCGCCGGCGUGAGCGCAGCCACCGCGCCUCCGAGAGGUCGCUGAGCCGCUACACCGACGCUGACACAGGGCUCGGCACAGACCUCAGCACCACCACGCAGUCAGGUGACCUACCGCCCAAGGAGAAGGAGCGAGACAGGGAGAGAGAGAGGGACCGGGAGCGCGGUCGGCCCAAGGACAGGAAGCACCACCACCAUCACCAUCACCACCACGGCUCUGUGGAUAAGGAGCGCUACGGGCCCGACAGGGGAGACUACGGCCACCGGCCCGGCCGCGACAGAGACCGGCGCUGGUCCCGCUCGCCCAGCGAGGGCCGAGAGUGCCUGACACACAGACAGGGCAGUAGUUCGGUGAGUGGGAGCCCCGUCCCCUCGACCUCCGGCACCAGCACACCCCGCCGCGGCCGUCGCCAGCUGCCCCAGACCCCCGCCACUCCCCGACCCCACGUCACCUACUCCCCAGUGGUCCGUAAGGCCAUUAACACCCCUCCCGGCCAGCAGAGCCGGCUGCCCACCCCCACGCCGCGGCGGUUCUCCCCCCCGGGCCCCGAGCCCUACCACCACGGGUCCCCGCGCUCCACCCGGCCCGGCCGCUGGGCCCCCCCGCCGGACAGCGUGGAGGGGGACGGCUGCUUCUACGACCAGGACUACGAGUACGACCAUCACGAACCCCCCGCCUACGAGCCGGGCCCCCCCACGCAGGGCAACCCCCACUCGCACCAACACCCGCACCCCCACCCGCACCCCCACCCCCGCUCGCCCAGGACUUCCCGUCACGCGCCCCCGCCCCAGGCCCAGCCGCCCCCCCGCCGCCUGCCCAACGGCUACCGCUCGUCCUCGCCCUCCCCCCACCACCACGGCCCCCACCCGGGGUCGCACAAGCCCCCCCACCCGAGAGGACCCAGAAAGGGGCUGCAUGAACCGUACAGCGAGACGGACGAGGACGACUGGUGCUAG